AUGUGCCUGCCCCAGUCUGGCCCGCCAUCCCCAGCGAGAUGGAGCCUCGGACGGAAGCGCAGAGCCGACGGCAGGCGCCGGCAGCCCGAGGACGACGAAGAGGGAGAGCGCCGGGGCGCCGACCACAGGCCUGAGAGCUUUACCACUCCUGAAGGCCCUAAGCCCCAUUCUAGAUGUUCAGACUGGGCAAGUGCAGUUGAAGAAGAUGAAAUGAGGACCAGAGUUAACAAAGAAAUUGCAAGAUAUAAAAGAAAACUCCUUAUAAAUGACUUUGGAAGAGAGAGAAAAUCAUCAUCAGGAAGUUCUGAUUCAAAGGAAUCUACAUCUUCAGUGCCGGCUGACUUAGAGACAGAUGAGAGUGUCCUGAUGAGGAGACAGAAGCAGAUCAACUACGGCAAGAACACCAUUGCCUACGAUCGCUAUGUUAAAGAAGUCCCACGACACCUUCGGCAACCUGGCAUUCAUCCCAAGACUCCCAACAAAUUUAAGAAGUACAGUCGACGAUCAUGGGACCAGCAGAUCAAACUUUGGAAGGUGGCUCUGCAUUUUUGGGAUCCUCCAGCUGAAGAAGGAUGUGAUUUGCAAGAAAUACAUCCGGUAGACCUUGGGGAAAUGGAGACCGAAUCCACAGAAAGCAGCUCCGAGUCCCAGACGAGCUCUCAGGAUAACUUUGAUGUGUACUCUGGCACACCCACCAAAGUUAGACACGUGGACUGCCAAGUGGAGGACGACUUUGAUUUGGAAGCUUGUUUAACUGAACCCUUGAAAGACUUCUCAUCCAUGAGCUAACUGUGCCACCUGGUGGCCACUGAGAGAAACAGUCACGUCUGCCUGGCCAGGUAGAGGGCCGGCCAAGCGCCAGGCGUGGGCCAUGUACUUGAACCUGGAUGGUUUCUGUGUUGAUAGUUCAUUAUCUCAUGAGGAAUUAUUAUUCUUGCCUUAUUUUCUUAAGAAACAUUACUUUUAUGUAUAGUGAGUGUAUUUUGCAUGUUUUAAAUUGUAAAUGGAGUUAAAUCCUAGGAAGAUUGAAAUUGAAGCAAUUUUGCAAUAACUUAAUUGCUUAAUUUCUACCAUGCUCCAAUUUAACCUGACAAGUAUACUUUAAUUGGUUUUUCACAAGUAUUUUAGACAUUGUUACCACUUGUCAGUCAAAUGGGUUGGUUUGGAUUGAACCUUGUAUUCAUGGAACCAAUCUAGAGUCAGUUUUCUUUACAGGUAUCUGACAAAGUAUUCUCAGGGUCAGACACCUUUAAUAUCUUUAUGGAAACUUGAUUUUUGGCCUUUUAUUGAUAUGUCAGAGUAGGUUUUUCCCCUCAUACAGAGCUCUGAACAAAGAUGUUAAGUUGAGGUGUUAAGUUAAUGGGUUUUAUGUAAGUUAUACAGUCUUAAUUUGGUACUUGUAAAUAGCACUGGGUAGGCUCUUUACCUGCAAUACUCCGAGAGUUAAAGCAGCAGAGGAAUUUAGAAAACAUUUUUUACAAUCAGUUAAUCGCCAUGUAAAAUUGCUGUAUAUGAUAAUGUGUACAGAUUUCUGUUCAAAUAUCCAAUUGUAAACUUCUUGUUAAGACUGUUAUGUUUCUAUUGCUUUUGUAUGGAACGAUAUUGCAAAAAUAAAAAGAAAAGAAUCUUUAACUGGUUUA
Messenger RNA from Galeopterus variegatus (Sunda flying lemur), 1640 nucleotides. It is a transcript of the gene SLBP, whose product is annotated as stem-loop binding protein. The transcript is spliced from 8 exons. Gene Ontology annotation, molecular function: histone pre-mRNA stem-loop binding; mRNA binding. Gene Ontology annotation, biological process: mRNA transport; mRNA 3'-end processing by stem-loop binding and cleavage. Lineage: Eukaryota; Metazoa; Chordata; Mammalia; Dermoptera; Cynocephalidae. The coding region runs from base 1 to 789 and encodes 262 amino acids. Gene Ontology annotation, cellular component: histone pre-mRNA 3'end processing complex; cytoplasm. The record is from RefSeq and is a predicted model, not a curated record.